Molecule: messenger RNA, 1875 nt
Organism: Thlaspi arvense
Lineage: Eukaryota; Viridiplantae; Streptophyta; Magnoliopsida; Brassicales; Brassicaceae
Source: the annotation of a GenBank genome assembly
CUCUGUUUCUUCAACCGACUUAUAAUCACUCUCUCAAGAAAACAUGUCUCCGAACGUUCUCCGGUGGGUUAGCCUCGUCGCUCUUCUCUGGCUUCAAUCUCUCAACGGCACCAACUUGAGUUUCCCUGCUUACUCUUCACAGCUCAAAGAGUUCCUCUCAAUCUCUCAGUUUAAGCUCAACUACCUCUCUUUCGCCUCCGACGCCGGAAAAGUCCUCGGUUUCAUCUCCGGGAUCGCCGCUGUUCAUCUUCCUCUACCACUCGUCCUUCUCGCCGGAGGUUCUUUAGGUUUCGCCGGCUACGGUCUCCAGUAUCUCUGCAUCGUCAAAAAGAUGUUCCCCUUAUCGUUUUAUCAGAUCUGGGGCCUGAGUUUCUUGGCCGGAAACAGUAUCUGCUGGAUCAACACGGCUUGUUACAUCGUCGCCAUUAACAGUUUCCCGGUGAAUCGUCAAGUUGCCGUGGGGAUCACGGCCAGUUAUCAAGGUCUGAGCGGGAAAAUCUACACCGACAUAGUCCACACGUUCUUCUACUCGUCUCAACGCGAAGCCGCUUCGGGUUAUCUUUUGCUCAACUCUCUCGUUCCUUUGGUCGGUUGUCUCGUGACGGCUCCUAUGUUGACGAGGCAGGUGAAAACGACGUCGUCUUCGUCUUCUCGGGAUGUUAAAGUCGGGUUCGUGGUUUUGUUCGGCGUGACUAUAGCCACAGGGGUUUACGCGGUGGCUACGAGUCUUGUCCCGCUUCCUGCGGUUUUAGUACUCGUAGGCAUUGUUUUGUUUCUUCUUGCUCCUCUCUCUAUUCCUAUUGGAGUUAGGUUAGAAGAGUUUAUGUCCUCUAGAAGAAGUCAACAAAAGGUACAUGACUUGGAAGCUCCUAUUGAAGAAGAUCUAACGAAAGAAGAAGAAGAGUUUGAUGAGAAGGCAAUAGUAGGAGUUAAAGAAGAGGUCGAGUGGACAAAACUAUGGAAGAAACUCGAUUUUUGGAUCUAUUUUGGACUUUAUUUGUUCGGUCCAACGGUCGGGCUAGUGUUUAUGAACAAUCUUGGUCAGAUCGCUGAGUCUCGUGGCUGCACCGCGACCACUUCUUUGGUUGCUCUCUCGUCUUCUUUCGGGUUUUUCGGCCGCUUGCUUCCUUCGUUGCUCGACUACUUCUUCUCUAGGAACAAAUACAUGGCAUCAAGUCCGGUUUCUAUGGCGGUUUCACUGGUAGCCAUGGUUGCUUCGUUUCUCCUCCUCCUCAUUGACUCCGACAUUGCUCUCUACAUCAGCACGGCGAUGAUCGGCGUAUUCUCCGGAGCCUUGACUUCUCUCUCCGUCACAAUGACCGCAGAGCUUUUUGGGACAAAGCACUUUGGAGUCAACCACAACAUUGUUGUCGGAAGCAUUCCGAUUGGUUCUUUCACCUUCGGUUUAUUAGCCGCCAAAGGUUACCGCGACGGAGCAGCUAACUCCUUUGGUUCUGACGGCAAGUGUUUUGGGAUGCUUUGCUUUCAAACCACUUUGAUAUUUUGGGGAAUGCUCUGUUCCAUCGCUGCCGUUCUUGCAGCCGUUUUAUACGUACGCAACCGCAAGUUCUACUCGCAGAAGCCGUAGUAGAAGAAGAAGAAGACACCCAACAAAUUUUGAAGGAGAAAACGCAGCGUUUUCCGUCGGGUAUUCACGCAAGCUUUAACUUCACCAAAGGACGCAAUUUUUUUUGGGUACUUGGUACCAAACGAAAUAUUUUUUUGUAUAGUUGUGCGUUUUGCGUUAAACCGAUGGUGAGAAAGUAAAUGUUUUUGUAUAUUGUAGACAUGCAGUAAAAACUAGAUAUCUAGAGAUAUAAACAAAAGGUUGUAAAGAUCGAAACAUUUUUUAUAAAGAUCGAAUUCUUUUACAAA